Messenger RNA from Trichoderma atroviride IMI 206040, 880 nucleotides. RefSeq lists its product as uncharacterized. Lineage: Eukaryota; Fungi; Ascomycota; Sordariomycetes; Hypocreales; Hypocreaceae. The record is from RefSeq and is a predicted model, not a curated record. Gene Ontology annotation, cellular component: intracellular membrane-bounded organelle.
AUGCGGAUAAGACUACCAUUUGCAGGUAUUUUCCUGCUGUUGCUGCUGCUGGCUGGCUAUGCCGGUCUCUCCACUCUGCAGCUCGGCAGCUAUGUCAACGACAAGGUCCUCCAUUUCGCAACCUUCUUCCUUCUUACGGUCGUCUUCUACUGGAUCGUUGAUACCAGCCGCCGGCGAACCUUGAACAUGACACUCCUCGUCUGCACCGUCAUCCUAGGCAUUGGAUCCGAAUUCGUGCAGAGCUUCCUCCCCAACGAUCGAGAUUUCGACCUCUAUGAUAUCGUAGCAAAUAUUGUCGGCAGUUUACUUGGAGUUGGGAUUUGCGCAUGGUACCAUAAGCGAAUGCUUGAGCGAAAAAGACAGCGCAAGCAUUACGAUGCUGUUCCGGGCGAAGAUGCCGAAGACGUAGAGCUCGGUGAGGGUCAGGAAUCAGGAAUCUUGAGCGCCCCAACUCGGAGCAGGACUCUCGAAGAGGAAGUUGACAAUUGGGAUGAGAAUGCAGAGGAUAACUGGGACGACGACAACACGUUGGAAACCGAGCCGCCUCCAGCAGCUACAGCAGCCAAUGUGGCCGAUGUAGCUGAUAGCCGGGAAGCCAAGAAACGUACAGAUUAAAAUUUUGGCUUAGUAUCUGGAGUUUAGGGCCGGCCUGGGGAUAUUUUCAUGUCGACCGCACAAAUACAAUCGCAGAAGAAGACUGCCGGCGUUUUUGUGUUGAUGGGGACAUGUUGUCAAUGCAUUAUGGUAUAGAUUGCGGUGGGCGGAGGACUUAUGCCUUCUUGUUACUUGGCUGUUUGUUCUUCGAAAAUGAAGGAUAAAAAUCUCAUUAUUAGCUUGCGUUUUUUUUUUUUUUUUUUUCACGAAGAUAUGAAAUACAAAU